Messenger RNA from Aspergillus pseudotamarii, 735 nucleotides. RefSeq lists its product as uncharacterized. The record is from RefSeq and is a predicted model, not a curated record. The transcript is spliced from 2 exons. Lineage: Eukaryota; Fungi; Ascomycota; Eurotiomycetes; Eurotiales; Aspergillaceae. Bases 395 to 697 code for a protein of 100 amino acids.
AUUUGACCCAUCAUUCAACACGCUAAUUCAGGAUCGGAGAUGGCGUUAAUCAGGGAAAAAAGAAAAAAGAAAGAAAAAUUGCCAAUCGAAAUCAGGAGUCGAGCCCAUGUCAAUCAAUCGGUGGAUUCGAUGCCAUGCACUCUAAAAUCCCCACCUUGUCAGUGUGUGUGUGUGUGGCUGACUGCCUCCACGAUUGCAUCGCUCGUUAUAAAGACUUGAAGGCUUCUCGCUUUGUUACCCAUCACACUCAUCUCAAAAGCUAAAACCACUCUGAAGAUCCAAGAUCAAGAUCGAUAUCAAAGAUAAAAAGAUCACCGCACCCGUCCCCUCAGCAGACCAUUGAUCGUUCUGCACAAACUUACGAUCCCUCUUCCUUCCUCAACCUUUUAUCAAGAUGGGCUACAAAACCAACUAUGAGCCUUACAGGAGUCAAAGCCUGGAUAUGAGGCAAGACCUCUCCUCAGAGGAACUUCUCUAUCCAUUGGGAGAUCUCUAUCCACACGUCGUGGCCCUUCAACUACAAUCCGAGGACAACCCAUGGUCCAAGAACUUCCCUGGCUAUCCAGAUGUCAAUUAUUGGGCCGAAGUUUCUUCAUCACGGCCGCCUUCGGAGACUUCUUCGAAGCAUACAACAUGCAGGUACCGCAGCGGUGAGUCCCCUCUCGUCCUCCAAAUGUUACCUGUCACAUUUUGCUAAUCCUGAUGAACUACAGACUCCACAACCUCCAGAUUUGU